AUGUAUCCCAUUCUGUGGAUCCUUCUGUUAGCCAUUGUUGCUCCAACAAAAAGUUUAAACCAAACAGGUUUGCCUGAAAGCUUGGACUCAUCAAAUGGAUUCGUGUUUGAGAUGCUGAUGAACAAGCUGGAAAACAUACAGCGUGAUAUUCAAGUGCUUCAAGACUCCCAGAAGGACAUCAAACGGGACCAGGAGGAGCUCCGCACUGUGGUCUUGAGCAAGCUGAACGAAAAGCACCAAAUUAACGGCUCGAUAAAGAAGGAUUGCAUUCCAACGGCACAGGAAACAACUGAAGAAAGUAUACCGACAACGACUACUAAAUUUUAUAAUCUGCUAUUAAAUGCAACAUCAUACCGAUCGUGCGAAGAUGCGCCAAUCAAUUCCUCCGGAAAGUAUCUCAUACAACCGAUUGGAUCGGAAAGUGAGCCCUUCCUGGCGUACUGCGACCAGGGCGUGCUUGGUGGAGGUUGGCUAGUGAUACAGUACCGCUUCGAUGGAUCCGUCGACUUUCUACGCAACUGGAAUGACUACCGGAACGGAUUCGGUCGCGUAGGGAAAGAGCAUUGGCUCGGAUUGGAGCGGAUACAUCAGCUUACAUCUACACAGCCCUACGAGCUGCUUAUCGAACUGAAAGACAUUGCGCAAAAGAAAAUAUAUGCCAGGUAUGACGCGUUCGAGGUUGCGGGUGAAGACGACGAGUACCAAUUGAAAACUCUGGGUGCGUUCAGUGGACCGAUGAGCGAUUCGUUGAGAUAUCACCAGGGCAUGAAGUUUUCAACGAUUGAUCGCGAUAACGAUGAACAUCCGAAAGACCUGGCCGCUGAUAGACCGGGUGAUACGGAUAACUGGCUAAGCUGGAACUCCAACAUACCGAGAACCGGUCGGGCCUGA
Anopheles darlingi is the source of this 891-nucleotide messenger RNA. Its product is annotated as angiopoietin-related protein 1-like. Bases 1 to 891 code for a protein of 296 amino acids. The transcript is spliced from 2 exons. The record is from RefSeq and is a predicted model, not a curated record. Lineage: Eukaryota; Metazoa; Arthropoda; Insecta; Diptera; Culicidae.